Mus caroli (Ryukyu mouse) is the source of this 5204-nucleotide messenger RNA. RefSeq names its product dihydropyrimidinase like 5 (gene Dpysl5). Lineage: Eukaryota; Metazoa; Chordata; Mammalia; Rodentia; Muridae. Gene Ontology annotation, cellular component: cytoplasm; cytosol. Gene Ontology annotation, molecular function: hydrolase activity, acting on carbon-nitrogen (but not peptide) bonds, in cyclic amides. The record is from RefSeq and is a predicted model, not a curated record.
CUAGUUACCAUGGGACCAGAAAGGAACGCUGAGAAUGGCGCUUAGAUGGAUGGGGGUUGUCGAGGUCCUCGGGCUAUGCCCUCUGUCCCUUCUCGGACCCCGGGCCUGCAAAAGGGACUGUCGGGAUUUGUAGUCCCAAAGGCGGCGGCAACGCAGAGGACGCGGGGCGCUGCUGGUCCCGCCUCCGCCUAACCUGCUAGCUCGAGGUGGCGAGCACUUGGGGCGGAGCCCUCGGAUCCCUGAUUGGCCCAGGCGGCUCCCCGCCCCCACCCUGGUCCCCACCCCCGCUCGCCACUCGGGACUCCUGCUCCAGGCGCGCAAGGCGGCCACCGAGAGAGCGCGCUAGCAGCCGCUCCCGCCCCGUGCAACCGCAGCUACCGCGCCGCGGCGAGACCCAGAAACCGACCGACGGACCCGCACAAUCGCAGCAUCCUGGAGCAGAACAUGCUUGCCAAUUCAGCCAGCGUGCGGAUUCUCAUCAAGGGAGGCAAGGUGGUGAACGAUGACUGUACCCACGAGGCAGACGUCUACAUUGAGAACGGCAUCAUCCAGCAGGUGGGCCGUGAGCUCAUGAUCCCCGGUGGGGCCAAGGUGAUUGACGCCACCGGGAAACUGGUGAUCCCGGGAGGGAUUGACACCAGCACCCACUUCCACCAGACCUUCAUGAACGCCACGUGUGUGGACGACUUCUAUCAUGGGACCAAGGCGGCCCUCGUUGGAGGCACCACCAUGAUCAUCGGUCACGUCCUGCCAGACAAGGAGACCUCCCUCGUGGAAGCCUAUGAGAAGUGCAGGGCUCUAGCUGACCCCAAGGUCUGCUGUGACUAUGCCCUCCAUGUGGGGAUCACCUGGUGGGCACCCAAGGUGAAAGCAGAAAUGGAGACACUGGUGCGGGAGAAGGGGGUGAACUCCUUCCAGAUGUUCAUGACCUACAAGGACUUGUACAUGCUUCGAGACAGUGAGCUGUACCAAGUGUUUCAUGCCUGCAGGGACAUCGGGGCGAUCCCCCGGGUCCACGCUGAAAAUGGGGAGCUCGUGGCUGAGGGUGCUAAGGAGGCUCUAGACUUGGGUAUCACAGGCCCAGAAGGAAUCGAGAUCAGCCAUCCAGAGGAGCUGGAAGCAGAAGCCACUCACCGUGUCAUCACCAUUGCAAACCGGACUCACUGUCCCAUCUACCUGGUCAAUGUGUCUAGUAUCUCAGCUGGUGAUGUCAUUGCAGCUGCUAAGAUGCAAGGGAAGGUGGUGCUAGCCGAGACCACCAACGCACACGCCACGCUCACGGGCUUGCACUACUACCAUCAGGACUGGUCGCAUGCAGCCGCCUAUGUCACGGUGCCUCCUCUGAGACUGGACACCAACACUUCCACCUACCUCAUGAGCCUGCUGGCCAAUGACACUCUGAACAUUGUGGCAUCCGAUCACCGGCCAUUCACCACAAAGCAGAAAGCCAUGGGCAAGGAAGACUUCACUAAGAUCCCCCACGGUGUGAGCGGUGUACAGGAUCGAAUGAGCGUCGUCUGGGAGAGGGGCGUGGUUGGAGGAAAGAUGGAUGAGAACCGUUUCGUGGCCGUCACCAGUUCUAACGCAGCCAAGAUCCUCAACCUGUAUCCUCGCAAGGGCCGUAUCAUCCCCGGAGCUGACGCUGAUGUGGUGGUGUGGGACCCGGAAGCCACAAAGACCAUCUCAGCCAGCACCCAGGUGCAGGGUGGAGACUUCAAUCUGUAUGAGAACAUGCGCUGCCACGGUGUACCGCUGGUCACCAUCAGCCGGGGACGAGUCGUGUAUGAGAACGGCGUCUUCAUGUGUGCAGAGGGCACUGGCAAGUUCUGUCCCCUGCGGUCUUUCCCAGACAUUGUCUAUAAGAAGCUGGUACAGAGAGAGAAGACCUUAAAAGUGAGGGGAGUGGACCGCACUCCCUACCUAGGGGAUGUCGCCAUUGUUGUCCACCCUGGGAAAAAAGAGAUGGGAACACCAUUGGCAGACACGCCCACACGGCCAGUCACCCGGCACGGGGGCAUGCGGGACCUUCAUGAAUCCAGUUUCAGCCUCUCUGGUUCUCAGAUCGAUGACCACGUUCCAAAGCGGGCCUCAGCUCGGAUCCUUGCGCCCCCUGGAGGCAGGUCGAGCGGUAUUUGGUAAAGGCUCUGACCAGCCCCACCCUCAACAAGUGAGGAUGCUAAACCACCACCUGCCUGCAAAUGUUCCAGCCAGAGCUGCAGUGGGUGGGAGAGGUUGGGCAGGGCAGUGCUCCACCGGUGGGGGCUCUAGGAACCAGGGAGCCCUCCCCUUGUCUGAACGUGAUUCACGGGGCUUUGAUCCACCCCUAACAAGGCACUUUGAGCUGUCCCUCCUGCCCUGCUCCUUCCUUCCUUGGCCCUGGGGUUUCUCUGGGCCCCAGAAGCCCACACUAUGCACAGCAACCAAUGCAUAGCACCUGGCCCUAAACCCUCCUCUCACCGUGACCUCCUGUGCUGGCUCUGGGAAGGCCCAGACUUUAGUGCUCUGCCCUGCUGCCCACCCACACAGGUGUCCAGAGCACUUUAGCAGAUGUGUUUUAUAAGUAAGGGCCUUCCCCCUUCACCCCUUAGGCCCCAUGGUGACAUUUUCCCAAGUCAGACAGGUGUCAAUUCCACAGCCAUGCCCAAGGUGUCCCAUCUCUCCUGACUCAUCCCAGCUGUACCCUUGUGGGUACAGUCAGGACACCCCGGGUGUGGCUGUGCUUGGGACACCCUGUGCUUUCUGCUAGCCUCUUUCAUUCCCUACCCACGCCCUCUGGGAGUCCCAGGCCCCAGAAGGGUAGCUGGGUGGGCAUGUGGCUGGUGCCAGGCGCGUGUAAAUGGUUUUGUUUUGCACGUUUGGUUUGCGCAGUGGUUUGGUUUGACUUGUUUGUGCACCCUGUGGAAAAUAACGGUGCUUCGUGUCACUAGCAUAGCAUAGAAUCUGGAAUAGAUUUGGUUUGUAGGAGAUGCUGCACUCACCACCAACCAGACAGUACAGGGCAGGGGCGGGGGCAGGCUGGACCCCUGGCCCCUUUCUCCCAACCCAGGGUCCUUUUGCUUCCAGAAGCCCUGUACCAUGCCUCCCCUAUCCCACACCUCCUGCCACCCCCUCCUACUUCCCUACAUUCAAACGAUGCUGGAUGCUGACCCUGGAAACCUUCAGGCCGCAUCUCUGCUCCUGGUUACCCCAGCACUAACCCCACAUCCACACCCUCAUACCCCAACACAGCUUCCUAUAACUUGCCCCUGCUGGGCAAGGCCAGGCUACUCCUCCUGGGUGACUAGUAAGAGGCCUCAUACUGGCUGAGAAAGGGGGAGUAGGGGAGGGUUGCCUAGGCAACUGCCAGGGAAGGGGCUUCAACCCACAAGGCCUAGCUGUAGCAUCCACCCCCACUGCACAGGUGCUAUGGGAUCCUCAGCACUGAGCUCUCCUUGAGGACUGGUCGGACCCGCCCUGUCUUAGAAGCUCCUUAGAGGUUCUCAUAGGAGGCUACACAGUCUGCAAAGUGGCUCAGCUGUCUGCCUUUGAUAAGCCUCAUCCCUGCCCUUCUUUGGCAAGUGAUCUCACUUUUGUUGGAGCUCCACAAACCUGUCAGAGGAUCCCCAGAGCUUGUCAGUCACCCCUGCACGCUUUUGUCCUGCUUUGGGUCCAUCAAAGAGCUCAGCUCUCACUGAGUGACAGGUAAACUCCGAGGGGCUUCUGAGAUGGGGUGGGACUUACCACUGUCUCCAACUUGCAGAUAAAAACUGAGGCCCCAAGAGUUUAGGCACCAGAAAUGUCUGUCCAUGACUGCUCUCAUGGCCUCGGCAGUCUAACCUAGUUGUGGGAAACAGUUGUGGAUUGAUGUCAGGCCCACCAGGAGUUUAACCAGACAGAGUGCUUUCUUCCUGGGGGCGUGUUCUGCUUUGCUUUGCGCAAGCCGAUUUUAUCUUUGUCAUGAACUGACUCAUGUAUCCUCUCGGUUCGAGCCUGGACUAGAAAAGUGUUAGGAACCUGCGUGCGGUUUUACUUGCACCCAGUGUCCUCACUUAGGAGCUGAAGAGACAGAUAACCCAGAGGACUGAGAUAGCCCUGGGAACAGUAGGUAAUGACCCUAGAGAAGCCUUCACAGGUAUCAUAAACAGUGACGCUGACGGUGUCUAUCUCUCUCUCUCCCACUCUCCUUCUCCUACCUUCUCCUCCUCUUCUUUUUUCUCCUCCCCCUCCUCCUCUUUCCCCUUUUUCUUCUUCUUGAGACAAAGUUUUGCUUAGGUAGCCUGGCCUUGAACUUACAGAAAUCCUGCCUUCGCUUCCCCAAGUACUGGAAUUAUACACACAAGCUAACCACACCUAGCUAUACAUCAUCUUUGUCUAUUUCUGCCCUUGCUGGGUCAUGGGCCUUGGGCAGAUGCCAAAGAUCCAAGGGGUGGUAGGGCCAGCUAGGCAGACUACCUGGCGUGGGCCAGGAGCGCGUUACCCUCUCUGAUCGCCUCCACCUGAGAAGUGCAUCACCUGAAGUGGUAGGAGAGUGCACAUACAAGGGGCCACUGUGGGCCUUCUACUUCAUCCACCCCGCCCUUCCACAGACCCAAGCCCACCCUUUCAUAGCCUGUGUGCUCACCCAGGAGCUUCUAGAUGGGAUGCUUAAAGAGCCAACCAAACCCGUCACUCCCUUGUGUCCACUCCCUGCCCCAUGCAGAGCUCCCACCACCCCAUCCCAGGUCCGGUGGCUGCCAGCUGGAGCGAAAGGGGUCUCUGGUUGCCCCGAAUGCAGCUCUCAAACUGGUCUUGUACUUGCUGAAUAAACACUGUUGUUCUUGCCUUAGCUGCUCUCUAGGUUUGUGGGGUUAACUUGCCAGAAAAUUGUGCUACAGUGUGUGUGUGCGUGUGCGUAUGUGUAGUGCUAGGAGUCCACAGUAGGUUGCUUGUCAAGCCAUUGCCGUGACAAUGGCAUCUCUUAUAUUGACCCAAAAACCACAGAACCACACGGAAGCCAAACCCCCUCCAGCUGUUGAGGUGGCAGGCACAGCCUGGGGUCAGAAAGGAGCUGUCAGCACCCCAGCACCCAAGUGACUUCCUCACUCUGUAAAUGUCAUGGUGCUAAGGUUGUAUUGAUCCCGAGACGACACAUGGCCCUAUGCUUUGGCCACCGUCUGAGGCAAAACAAAACAGCCCAACACGUUGUGUUCUGGUGCAGGUUUGAAUUAAACUGUAGCUACUUCUCA